CUCUCUCCGACCAAUCAAUAUCUUCCCUCUCUCUCCUCGCUGGCUCGCGCUCUCUUUCUUUAUUAUCACUAUUCACGAAAUCACAUUAAUCGCAGAGCUCAUCAUCACAACAAAAAUGCAUAAUCCCUUGGCUUCCGUGCGUCCUCCUUCCAUUUUCUUCCACCCUUCUUACGUUCAAGAAGCCACACGCUUUCACGUACACAUCCAUCCAAGAAUCGCUUUGUUACAGUGAUCCAAAGAACCUUUUCUUUCCUGAGUUUUAGCUGCACAACCCUAUCUUCAAUACCUAACAAUGGCUCCGACUGUAAUGCCCCUUCAAUCUGUAGUUUCCAGUUUUGUCGGACGACCUUUUAUGAGAGUCUUCUUCGCCUUCAUCCUCUGCUCUCUGUUCUACGUCAUUGUUUUCCGUCUUGGUGUUUCGGAAGACAACCCUACUCAAUCCUUAGAAAUGUCUGACUUUGAAUUCUGCCCUGGUAACUACACAAAUUACUGCCCCUGCCAGGACCCGCGUAGGCAAAAACGGUUCUCUAAUUUUAUGUGGUUUCGUAAGGAGCGUCAUUGCCCAAACAUCAGUGAAAGACUGCGCUGCUUGAUUCCUAAGCCAUUGGGUUACCGAAAGCCUUUUCCUUGGCCUGAGAGUAAGGACGCAGCUUGGUUCAGUAAUGUCCCUUUUACGAAACUCGCGGAAUAUAAAAAGUCUCAGAAUUGGGUCAGAUUGGAAGGUGAUCGUCUUGUGUUUCCCGGCGGCGGCACAUCGUUUCCCGAAGGAGUUAAGGGUUAUGUCGAUGCUCUGAACCGUAUUCUGCCUCUGGAUUCCGGUGAUAUACGAACAGCUCUUGAUGUUGGUUGUGGGGUUGCAAGCUUUGGAGCAUCGUUAAUGGACUACAAUAUCUUGACGAUGUCAGUUGCGCCAAGUGAUGAACAUGAAGCACAAGUACAGUUUGCCUUAGAAAGGGGGCUUCCGGCCUUGCUUGGAGUACUAAGCGUUCAUAGGCUACCAUUCCCUUCAAGAUCAUUUGAUAUGGCUCACUGCUCCCGAUGCCUUGUCCAAUGGACUGCCUAUGAUGGGCUAUAUCUUUUAGAGGUUAACCGGAUUUUGCGCCCUGGUGGUUAUUGGGUACUGUCUGGGCCGCCUAUAAAUUGGAGGGAAAACUACAGAGGGUGGCAGAGAGAGCCUGACGUUUUGGAAAAGGAACAGAACGUUUUAGAAGACCUUGCUAAGCGAAUGUGCUGGAAAAAAGUUGCUGAGAGAGAUGGUUUUGCAGUAUGGCAAAAACCCACAAAUCAUAUUCACUGCACCCAAAUGAAAAGGAUAUGGCCAUCCCCUGCGUUCUGCAACUCUUCUGAUGCUGAUGCUGGUUGGUAUACAAAAAUGACUGCAUGCAUUUUUCCUCUUCCAGACGUGAAUGAUAUUCGUGAGGUAUCUGGUGGUGCUCUGGAGAAAUGGCCUGCAAGGUUAAACACUGCUCCACCUAGAAUUAAGAAUGAAACUGAUGAUGGGAUCACAGUCAGAGUUUUUGAUGAGGAUACACAGGCAUGGAAAAGGAGAGUAUUGUAUUAUGAAUCCAUGCUGAAAUCUCUCUCUUCUGGUAAGUAUCGAAAUGUCAUGGAUAUGAACGCCUACUUGGGGGGAUUUGCAGCUGCAAUGGUGGAAUACCCGGUUUGGGUCAUGAAUGUUGUUCCCUUUGAUGCUGCACACAGAAAUCUUGGUGUUAUCUAUGAGCGUGGCCUAAUCGGGACUUACAUGGAUUGGUGUGAACCCUUUUCUAUACCUCGAACAUAUGACUUGAUACACGCUUCUGGUAUAUUCAGUAUGUACGUGGACAAGUGCGACAUUACUUAUAUACUUCUUGAGAUGCAUCGCAUUCUUCGUCCUGGAGGAACUGUUAUCAUCAGAGAUCAUGCGGACAUAAUUGCCAAAGUAAGAGUAACAGAUCACAUGAAAUGGAAAGGAAAUGUAUUGCAGAGUGAGAAUGGGGCUUCUGAUCCUGCAAGGGUGCUGCUUAUUGACAAUGCUGAGUAAUUGGUUGUAUUAUCAGUCUUGUUGCAGGCACAAAAUGCGACUCACAAGUGAUAAAUCAUCCUCGUAUAAUGUCCAGAACAGAGGAAAGCUUCGUCAACGAGCAAUUUCAUUUGACCGUAACGAUCAGUAGUAUAUACAGUUUUAUAUCAUACAGAUGUUAAUUGUCUCAGCUGUUGCUGAGGUUCUUGGAGGAUCUUUGGUCAAUUCAAGUGGCUUAGAUGCAAGAAAAGCUGAAACCUCAAGUUCUGGGUUGCAAUGGCGCUCCCAAAUCGAGUGGAUGAUCUCUCUCUCUCAUUCCCAAACAUGUGUAAAUGACAUUUCUAGCGUCAAGUAGUUAUUAGUUGAAUAAUGAUUAUUACAGAUUCAUAUUGUUUUAUUCUUCUGACUUGGAUGGAGGUUGAUGCUUAGCAGGUUGUAAGCCUCUCUUUCAAGCCUUUAACAAUAUUUGAUUUUUCACAUCAAUUA
Messenger RNA from Neltuma alba, 2488 nucleotides. Its product is annotated as probable methyltransferase PMT19. Lineage: Eukaryota; Viridiplantae; Streptophyta; Magnoliopsida; Fabales; Fabaceae. The record is from RefSeq and is a predicted model, not a curated record. Gene Ontology annotation, cellular component: cytoplasm; trans-Golgi network; endosome. Gene Ontology annotation, molecular function: methyltransferase activity.